Messenger RNA from Strongylocentrotus purpuratus (purple sea urchin), 2231 nucleotides. Its product is annotated as zinc finger and BTB domain-containing protein 41-like. Lineage: Eukaryota; Metazoa; Echinodermata; Echinoidea; Camarodonta; Strongylocentrotidae. Gene Ontology annotation, molecular function: DNA-binding transcription factor activity, RNA polymerase II-specific; sequence-specific DNA binding. The record is from RefSeq and is a predicted model, not a curated record. Gene Ontology annotation, biological process: regulation of transcription by RNA polymerase II. The transcript has 4 exons. Gene Ontology annotation, cellular component: nucleus. The coding region runs from base 127 to 2091 and encodes 654 amino acids.
ACGACUCGCACAAGUCUAAUCAGUAGAAACUUAGACUGCGAUACCUAGUCAAGAAACCAAGAAUUUCAAGCCAGAAUUUUACUUCCCUUUCGAUAUUUUGUUCUUCAUUACCUUGAUUAAAUCAAAAUGGAUGAACCCGCAGGAGAAGUUCAAUUUCGCUGUAAGCUUUGUCAAUUUACCGGAUCUGACAAAACCGAAAUUGCGGAACACUUUCUAAGUGAACAUAUUGAGGUAGAAUAUAUAACACCCACAAAGAAGGGGAAGAUAGAUAAGGAGAAGAAAGAAAAACUUUUAGACGAGAAAGAAAAAGAGGGAAAUGAUAGUUUUACUGAAAAGUCGCCAUCAAGGAAACGCGGUCGACCAAGGGGCAAGACGUCAAGUAGUGUGAAAAGUCCAAAGAUUGCAUUUUCUCCGGAGCCAGCGACUUCUCAAGAUGAUCCGGGGCAUCUCGGCCGUGGAAUGAGAAAAAGGAAGAAGAAACUCUCAUUAGAUGAAGUGAACAGUGAAGAUGUUGACGAUGGCGAUGAUGACGAUGGUGACGAUGACCAUGGCGACGACGACGAUGAAGAAGAUAUUUUGGACGAUGAAGAGCAUGAUAAUGAUAGCGAAGUCGAAGAUGAAUCGACGGAAGAGCAAAUUUCGAAUGAGGCGAAUAAGAAUACGAUUAAAUUAAAACCAUUGGAGUUCAAACCACGACGUCGAGGUCGACCACGGAAAAAUGAGCGGCGAACUCAUCGGAAGAGGGACCGAAACUGGAGCACCAUGGACGAUGUCAAACCUAAAAAUGAAGAGCGUGUAAAAUUGAAUCUUGUAGUCCCUAUGAAGGUGUUUAAAAAGAUCCUUCGGGAUCGUGCUGACGAGUGGCAGAAGACAUACGAUGAUGAACAUAGUCUGAAUCUGUUUCGUUGUGAGGUCGAGAGAUGCCGUGGGAUGGGAAUGCCAGAAGCUGAGUUUGAUGUCCACAUGAAAUGUCAUGUGUCUAACAUGGAAGGAUUUCGCUGUUUUAUCUGUCAGUUCAUGUGUCUCCACUGGCGCAACAUGCGUCAUCACUAUUGUAAGGUUCACGACCAAAUGCUCAGUAAAGUCACCUGCGACUUCGAAGGAUGUCAAAAGGAGUUUCCAAAGUAUGGUGCUCUUAGAACCCAUGUAACAAUAUCACAUAUCAAGCCAGACUUGGUCACAAAACUGAGCACAUCUACGUCCGAUCUAUCAGAGUUCUCGUCUUACUUGGACAAUGUGAAAAUCAAGAAAAUAGGAAAGGAAGACCACGAAGAAGAUGACGAGGAUGACGGAGAGGAACCGAGGAAGCAACGAGGUAGACCUCCAAAGCGUAAGAGGCCUGUUGGCCGACCGCCUAAAGACACUGAAGGCUAUAGUAGGAGGCAGAAUUUACAACGCAGGGUGCAUGGGGAAGAUCGAGAGAAGUUCCAGCGUAGACUUGUGGCAUUUGUUUGUGAGGUUUGCAGCGCCAAGUUCAACGAGGAAGAGAAGUUGAUGGAACACAGCCUCCGACAUUACCAUAAUGAUAAUGACCAGAUCAACUGCACAGAGUGCGAAGCGUUUGUCACGGCCGAGGAGUCCUCACUUCGCAUUCAUAUGUCCGAGGAGCAUAAGAGGUUGCUACAGCUGCACCGAUGCGACAAAUGCAACUUCUCUUCGAAUCGGUUUCAUGAUCUGAAGAAACAUAACAUCGUCCACACCGGCGCGAAGAACUUCAUGUGCGAUAAGUGUGGGAAGUGCACCACGACGCCAUACAAUCUGAAGGUCCAUUACAGACGAAUGCAUGCUUCGGACGAAGAGAAGAAAAUCAAGUGCAUCUCAUGCGAGUACAGGUGUGCAGACAAGGCCGUUUUGAAGGAUCACAUUCGACAAAAGCAUGGCCUUCUCAUCAACGGUGACGAGUACACGAACCCCGGUCGAUGCUCCUCUACCCGUGCCCUCAUUGUACCUACAUGGGUCGCAAGCAGUCCAGUCUGGACUACCACAUGCGCAUUCACAACGAGAACCGCCAGUACAAGUGUCAUAUCUGUCCCUAUGCCAGCAAGACCAAGAACAACCUGGUGCUGCAUCUUCGCACCCAUGACGGAAUGAGACCAGUGAAGUGCCCCCAUUGUGACUUCAGAGGCGCAACAAACAAAAUCAUAUCUGAACACGUCAUGUGCAAACACGCCAACGUCCGCCCCUACCACUGUAACAUCUGCGGCUGGAGCACGGCUUACAGCGGAAACAUG